Pogona vitticeps (central bearded dragon) is the source of this 1114-nucleotide messenger RNA. Lineage: Eukaryota; Metazoa; Chordata; Lepidosauria; Squamata; Agamidae. The record is from RefSeq and is a predicted model, not a curated record.
CUUGGGCCAAUGGGCGCGCGCCGUCUUUGUCCUCCCUCCCCUCCCUCUCUCUCUCGCUUGGUCAGGUGACGCCUCUUCCGCUUGCUCCAGGUGGGGCGGCAGGAAAAAGAGGGCAGAGUGACUCCCUCUCAGGAUGGCCCAGAAGAAACUGGUCGUGGUCUUUGGAGCCACAGGCGCUCAGGGAGGCUCCGUGGCCAGGGCCCUUCUCGAAGAUGCUACCUUCCAGGUGCGAGCCAUCACCCGGAAGCCCCGCCAGAGAGCUGCCCAAGAGCUGAAAGGAAUGGGAGCAGAAGUGGUGAGGGCAGACCUGGAUGAUGUGCAGAGCCUGGAGCCGGCCCUGAUGGGCGCCUACGCUGCCUUCCUUGUGACUGACUUCUGGGAGCAUCAGAACAAGGAGCAGGAGGUUGCGCAGGGAAAGCGCGUAGCAGACCUGGCGAAGCGCCUCUCCUUGAGCUACGUCGUCUACAGCGGCCUUGAAUACGUGCAGAAGCUGACGGGUGGGCAGCUGGAGGUGCCGCACUUUGAUGGCAAAGGCGAGGUGGAAGAGUAUUUCCGGGCUAUUGAGGUGCCCAUGACCAGUCUGAGGAUGCCCUCCUACUUUGAGAACUUCCUCACUGUCUUCAGACCCCAGAAGACCACAGAUGAAGACUGCUACGAACUAGCUCUUCCUGUGGGGGAGGUGCCUGUGCACGGCAUGGCGGUCGCUGACCUUGGGCCGGUGGUGGUUCAACUGAUGAAGGAGCCGGAGAGGUACAUAGGCAAGGAUAUCGGGCUGAGCACGUGCAAACUCACCAUGGCAGAGUAUGCAGCUUUGAUAGCAAAGCACAGCGGGAAGACUGUGCGAGACGCUCAGAUCUCACUUGAAUCCUAUGAAAAACUAGACUUCCCAGGCACCCAAGAGCUUGCCAACAUGUUCCGCUUCUUCACCAUGGGGCUAGUUCGUGAUAUCUCCUUGACCCUGACGCUCAACCCAAAAGCCAGAACCUUUGAGGAAUGGAUGGAAGAGGAAGGAGCUGCUCUAAAGGACCUGUAACGGAGGGAGGGUGGAGGCCACAGGCCCAUUGCCACUAAUCACUUCUCCCCCUAUUAAAUAAAAAGAACUACUUUGACCACU